Molecule: messenger RNA, 1695 nt
Organism: Plasmodium knowlesi strain H
Lineage: Eukaryota; Apicomplexa; Aconoidasida; Haemosporida; Plasmodiidae
Product: microgamete surface protein MiGS, putative
Exons: 6
Coding region: 1-1695 (564 amino acids)
Biological process (GO): proteolysis
Molecular function (GO): aspartic-type endopeptidase activity
Source: RefSeq, a predicted model, not a curated record
AUGGCGCUAAUUAUCCCGCUGCUGUUCACCCUGGCGACACUCCUCUUGCACACACAAAAUGUAACAGUUUGUUCUGCGGAUCAUUUUGGCGAAGCGAUCCGAAGGAAGGCUUUCAAGGUUCAACGCAGUGUAAGAGGUGACCCCGGGGUGAACUCUGCCAUUACGUCCAAACGGGUGAACGGCGCUAGUACGACGAGCAAGGGGAACUCCCUCCUAGAAGCGAAAAAAAGGGAGCAGGACUACUUCACCUUAAAGAUAAAUGAACAAAAUUUCAGGUGGAGUUUGCCCCUCUUGAUGGGGUCGAAGAAGACACCACUUGAGUUGGGAAUCGUCACGUCCACCCCGAUAACUGCCCUUUACUGUUCCUAUAAUGCGAAACCAAAUGAAGAAAUGAAUAAUAUAAAAUAUGAAGUGAACGCAUCGGAAGGUGUAAAAUAUAUAAGUUGCAAAAGUAGGUACUGCACUGCUAUAGGACAAGGAAAUACUUGCGCUCCAAUAGAACAUUUUUUCAAGAUGAUCCAUGAUUUUGGGUUGAGAAAAAAAAAUUGCACCAAUCGAUUUUGUACCUACAUAAAUGAUAUAAAUUUUUUAAAUGUGAAUACCAAGUUAGACAAGAGGAACAUGUCCGUGUGUUCCUUUAGUUCAAAUCUUGGUUCCGAACAAGUAGAGGGAUUUUAUUUUAGAGAUUCCUUUUACCUGUACGACACGGUUAAAUUCGACUACAAACACUUUGGCUGUGUAACACAGAGUGGCGUACUAACCUUCAAUAAUGUUAUUUCUGGUUUUAUCGGAUUAGCAUAUAACCGUGCAGAUGCUAUUGCUAACAAGAAAGAAUCCUCUUCUAUCUUGCAUACCCUGGUACAGAAGUCGGUGUCUAAAAAGAACAUCUUUGGAUUAUGCUUUGUUGAAGGAGGGGGUUUUGCAACCUUCGGUGGAAUUAACAAUGAAGCAUUAAGGAAGGUUCUCCCUGUGUCCAAGUUACAGAUGGGUUUUCAACACCUGGGGGGAGAAGACCCGCAAGCCACCUCCCACGAAAUUGUGUGGCUCGCAUAUUCAGACACGUCCAAAAGCACCUAUAGUCUUCUCUUGAAAGAAGUCAACAUGGUGUCGACCUCAAAUAGGGUGGAAAAUGCGAUCGGCAGAGUAGCUGUCAUCGAUUCAUAUAAUUACUUCCUAUCCUUUCCAGCUGAAAUCACCGCCAAGUUGAAGACCGCCAUCUACAACUCCUGCGUUGGAAAUGACAAUAAGUGUUCCAACAUCAUUAAUAAGGGUGUAUUCACACUGAAAAACGGAGGGGUGGAUGAUUUCCCUACGGUGGAGCUCGUCUUCGAUGAUGGGAAGGUGCUGAUCCAUCCUAAGGACUACCUAAUCCACGAAGGCGACGGAGUUUAUAGAGUUUUGAUAAAUUCAGAGGAAACCCUCAAAUUGGGGAUUCCCUUUUUCCUAAACAAGUAUCUGACCUUCGACAAUGAGAAUGGAAAAAUAGGAGUAGGCCCAUCUGACUGCACCUUCGAAAUGAAGGGGGUUUCUCCCGGAGUCGACCUGAGCGCUACGGAGGCGGACUCGAAUGAUGACCCUGAGGAUAAGGACUUCACGAUCGAAGACUUCUUUCAGGAGAACAAGUUGAUGAUUCUGGCGCUCACUUCUUUAAGCGUUGUGGGGGCCAUUGUCGGGGGCGUUUUUUUCUUCGGUUGA